UUCCCAAUUUUCUUUAUUUCUUUAUCUUUAUGUUUCUUUUUAACUUUUAUGUUAUUAUUAACUUUAUCAAAACGGUAAGUGAGUAGCUAAUAUUUUCUAGUGAUUGGCCAAAUUUUUUCCUUUAUAAUUGUGAGAUUUGAUAUUCGUUACAAUGGGUUUGCAUUAUAUAUCAAAGCAUCAAUGAAGAUAAUUCUAAACACAAAUGCGCGCAUAUAAGAAGAAAGAAAGAGAAAAAAAAUGAUGAGAGCUUAUACUAUAGUCUCUAUGUUUAUGUUAACAUUGUUAGUGACUAGAGUAACAUCUUCCCAAGUUGAUGCUUCGUGUAGUUGGACAGAGAUUUCUGAAGAAUAUGAUUAUUGUGGCGAUUCUCUCAUGCGCGGUGUUCCUUGGGUUUUUCCAUUGAAAGUUUGUUGUGAUACUAUAAAAUUGAACAAGAUGAAAUGCAUAUGCCAAAAGGUUACAAAAAUGUUUUCGCAAAACUUUGACUUUAAUAAGCUCUCCAAACUCUCUCAUGCAUGCGGCGACCUCUUAGUCCCUGGAUCUUAUUGCGGAGGUAAGUAUCAUUAGACUCUGCUUCCUCUCAAUUCUCACUAGUUUAUCGAUCAUCUAAUUCAUAUUUCUUUUGAUAUUUCAGUUUACAAAAUCCCGGAAGGCGCAUAAUUAAGAGCUAAAACACGCAUUGGGUGGGAUACUUUGUCUUUUUUUAAGAAAAUAACUACUUACAUUGUGCUGCAAGGAGACUAUUAUUAUGAAUAAUGUUCGAUACUUGAUAUGUAUUUGGUUAAGAACUAGUUUUUUUUGUUUUACAUUUGAUUUUCUUAAUCACAUUGGUUUUACAGUAAAUUGGAUUUAGUUGUUAAUUUCAGUCGAAUAGUUAUCACUAGAAGCAAGCAGACACUCGAAAAAUAUGACAAAUUACAAUAAAAUAUGAGAAAACAUUACAACAAUAUACGUAAAAUAUUUUUGUCAAAAAACAAGGGACAUAUUACGACAAAGAAACACAACUCAUUGGAUCAUUUGUUAAUUUUUUUUAUUAUUUUUUCAAUAAUGUUGAGAUUGUUAUUGAUUAUGUAAUUAUUUGUCGUAAUGUUUAGAGAGUAAACAAGAGAGAAAUUUUCAAACAAUCACUGGUUCUUGGUCAUAUUGUUUCUUGAUUCUGUUUUUCAGUUCAUAAUGAGUCU
This is a messenger RNA of Arabidopsis lyrata subsp. lyrata, 1181 nucleotides long. RefSeq lists its product as uncharacterized. Lineage: Eukaryota; Viridiplantae; Streptophyta; Magnoliopsida; Brassicales; Brassicaceae. The record is from RefSeq and is a predicted model, not a curated record. The coding region runs from base 238 to 567 and encodes 109 amino acids. The transcript has a single exon.